AUGUGGUUGAUCAACACCAAAACUCUAGAGCUCGAAUUUGUUGCGAGCCUUAAGGAGCGCUCUUACGCCGUAUUAUCACAUACGUGGGAGGAUGAAGAAGUGACCUUCCAACAGUUUUCAGAUAGCACAAAACGCGCGUCGACUAUACAACUGCGCGGAUUUGCCAAGAUUGCGAAGACAUGUCAAUUGGCCAGAGACAAACACAUGCUGGACUAUGCCUGGGUAGACACCUGCUGUAUUGAUAAGACAAGCAGCACCGAACUAUCCGAGGCCAUUAACUGUAUGUUCAAAUGGUAUCAAGAGGCAGCUGUAUGUUUCGUAUGGCUUUCUGAUAUGGUCCUCGAACCGGCUGAUUUAUGGGAUACUCCACUUGGACCAUAUAAGAGAAUCACUUCGAAUGUGUUAAGAAAGUGUAAGUGGACUACAAGAGGCUGGACGCUUCAAGAGCUAUUAGCGCCAAGCGUCGUCGAAUUCUACGACAGGAAUUGGGAUUUUGUCGGCACCAAGGACUCGUGGCUGUUAGACCCCAUAUCAGAAGUUACCGGAAUCGAGCCUGAAUUCUUGACCCGUAACUACUUAAUCUGGUCUGCCCCGGUUGGUAUUCGGAUGCAAUGGGCCGCCAAGAGAAAGACAACACGACCAGAGGAUAUAGCGUACUGUCUUCUGGGUAUUUUCGAAAUCAAUAUGCCCCUAUUAUACGGCGAGGGGGAUAAGGCAUUUCUUCGACUUCAAGAAGAGAUCUGCAAGCAGACUCACGACUUAUCUCUAUUUGCAUGGACAGCACGAUCAGGCUAUGUUUCUUCUUCCUUAUUUGACUGUUAUCGCGGCAUCUUCGCCAUUCACCCAUGUGAAUUCACAGGACUGCAGGGGCUAAAACGCGAGAGCGUUAGUAGAAUCUUUCGCGGCGAGGUCACCAUCACCAACAAAGGUCUCCGUCUCGAUGACGUCCAGUUAUAUAGGGCGCCUAAUGAUACAUUGAUAUUACCACUCGAUUAA
This is a messenger RNA of Daldinia childiae, 996 nucleotides long. Its product is annotated as Vegetative incompatibility protein HET-E-1. The record is from RefSeq and is a predicted model, not a curated record. The coding region runs from base 1 to 996 and encodes 331 amino acids. The transcript has 2 exons. Lineage: Eukaryota; Fungi; Ascomycota; Sordariomycetes; Xylariales; Hypoxylaceae.